This is a messenger RNA of Hyphopichia burtonii NRRL Y-1933, 2152 nucleotides long. RefSeq names its product polo kinase (gene CDC5). Gene Ontology annotation, cellular component: nucleus; spindle pole; spindle pole body. Gene Ontology annotation, molecular function: protein binding; ATP binding; protein kinase activity. Gene Ontology annotation, biological process: protein phosphorylation; mitotic cell cycle; regulation of protein localization to mitotic spindle pole body. NCBI's taxonomy places the organism in Eukaryota, Fungi, Ascomycota, Pichiomycetes, Serinales, Debaryomycetaceae. Bases 155 to 2152 code for a protein of 665 amino acids. The record is from RefSeq and is a predicted model, not a curated record. The transcript has a single exon.
CACAAAUAAGUAUAUAUCCAUCUAUGAAUCUUAUGGAUUAGUAACUUUUCAUUACUCUUAACCUUUUAUCUUUACUUUUAUCUUCUUACUUGUAUCUUUUUUAUCUUUUUUACUUUUAUCUUCUUUCCUUUACCUUACGUAUCUCUAAUCGUCAAUGUCUGCUGUUCGUCAUAAUUUACAGCCUUUACAACCUUUGAAUAAUGGUACGCUUAACGCCAGAUCCAAUAAUGUCACUCCGAUUAAACCAAUAAGACGUUCAAAAGAACAUCAACUAGAUGAACUCGAAGAACAACAACAACAUCAACAACAACAAAAGGCUAAAAAAAAGAAGGAAAAAUUAUCUGCUUUAUGUAAAACUCCUCCAUCAAUUGUUCGUACUAGAAAUGGUAGAGAUUAUCGUCGUGGUCUCUUUUUAGGGGAAGGUGGGUUCGCUCGUUGUUUUCAGAUGAAAGAUUCUUCUGGUAAAAUUUAUGCUGCUAAAACUGUUGCUAAAGCUUCAAUUAAAAAUGAAAAAACUAAAACUAAAUUAUUAUCAGAAAUUAAAAUUCAUAAAUCUUUAAAACAUUCGAAUAUUGUUAAUUUCAUUGAUUGUUUUGAAGAUGAUGUUAAUGUUUAUAUAUUAUUAGAAAUUUGUCCAAAUCAAUCAUUAAUGGAAUUAUUGAAAACCAGAAAAAGAGUUAGUGAACCAGAAGUUAGAUAUUUCAUGGUUCAAAUAGUUGGUGCCAUUAAAUAUUUACAUUCAAGAAGAGUUAUUCAUCGAGAUUUAAAAUUAGGUAAUAUUUUUUUCGAUCCAGAAAUGAAUUUAAAAAUUGGAGAUUUUGGAUUAGCUUCAGUUUUACCUUCAACUGAUUCAAGAAAAUAUACUAUUUGUGGUACUCCAAAUUAUAUUGCUCCAGAAGUUUUAGGUGGUAAACAAACUGGUCAUAGUUUUGAAGUUGAUAUUUGGGCAAUUGGGAUUAUGAUGUAUGCAUUAUUAUGCGGUAAACCUCCAUUUCAAGCAAAAGAUGUUCAAGUUAUUUAUGAAAGAAUUAAAAAAACUGAUUAUAAUUUCCCAAUUGAUAAACCAAUUUCAAAUGAAGCCAAACAUUUAAUUAAAAAAUUAUUAACUUUAAAUCCUUUAGAAAGGCCAACAAUUAAUGAAAUUUUAGAAUUUGAUUGGUUUAAAGGACCUUUCCCUGAUAAAACUAAUAUAAUAAGUUUAACAAAUACUCCAGAAAAUUUAUCAUCAAUUUCAAAAGCUCAAUCAUCAAUUAAUUUUAAUAAUACUAAAAUUAAUGCCGGAAUUUAUACUCCAAAAAUUAAAAAUCCAGUAGAAAUUUUAAGAUCUGAUUUACAUUCUGAACAACCAAAAACUUUAUUACCUCAAUCAUUAUCUCCUGGUGAUACUAGAAAUAAAUAUCAAGAAAUUGAUCCAACAACAAUGAAUAAUGGUAAAAAAAGAGUUAAUUUUAAUAAUAAAUAUUCUAAUUUAAUUAAAAAUUUAGAUCAAGUUUGUUAUGAAACGUAUCAUAAUAUUAGAAGAUUAGAUUAUUCAAAAUUUGAUAGAUUAGAAACAAUUGAAUUACCAAGUUGUGAAAAUCCAACAUUAAUUAGUAAAUGGGUUGAUUAUUCAAAUAAAUAUGGAUUUCUGUAUCAAUUAAAUAAUGAUGAUAUUGGAGUUUUAUUUAAUGAUGAUAAUUCAAUUUUAAAAUUACAUAAUCAAGAUAAAUUUUUAGAAUUAAUUAUUAAUGAAAAUGAAGGAUGGACAUGCAUUGAAAAUUCAAUAAGUCAUCCACCAAGUCAAACAAAAAGACAAUUAGAAAUUGUUGAUUUUUUCGCUAAAUAUAUGAAUAGUAAUUUAUCAAAAGUUAGUGAAAAUGAAGAAAAAAGUGAAGAAAUUUUCUUAAGACGUUAUACAAGAACUUCAGAUUAUAUUAUGUUUGAAAUGACAAAUGGUAAUUUUCAAUUUAAUUUUAAAGAUCAUCAUAAAAUUUGUAUUUCAAAAUUAGGUUUGGCAAUUACUCAUAUUUCUCCAAAUCGUUUAACUGAAACUCAUCCUUUAAUUUUAAUUUUAAAACAAGGUAAUUUCCCUUCAUCUGAAGUUCCUGAUUGUUUAAAUAAAAUAUCAAUAAUUAAAGAUGCAAUUAAAAGAAAAGCCUUCCCAGAAGUUUAA